CGUCGCUCGACUUUACGUGUGGACGCAUUACGGCGGCCGAGGAGAGAAAUGUGGGCGCGUGCGGUGUUGCUGGGCCAUCGGUCCUGGAUGGGCUGGCACCGGGGCUUCACCUCCAAGACGGAUCCUCAGGGUAGUGGCCGUGUCACCGCUGAGGUGAUCGAGCACCUGGAGCGUCUAGCGCUUGUGGACUUCGGCAGCCAAGAGGCCGUGGCACGACUGGAGAAAGCCAUCGCCUUUGCCGACCGGCUCCGCGCCGUGGACACGGACGGGGUGGAGCCCAUGGAAUCAGUAUUGGAGGACAGAUGUCUGUACUUGAGAUCUGACAAUGUGGUAGAAGGCAACUGUGUUGAAGAACUACUACAAAAUGCCCAUCGAGUUGUGGAGGAGUAUUUUGUGGCUCCCCCAGGUAAUAUCUCUUUGCCAAAGCAGGAUGAACAACAGCCCUUUUCACACAACUGACUAGCUAUUCAUGGAGGCCCAAAGAUAGUAUUUUGUUACCACGAACACAAAUAUUUCCACUUUCUUCGGUUACCUGGAAAAAAACUGAUGUUUAAGUGAUUUUUAGUAACUAACUCUCUGAAGACAACAUUGGGAAAUAUCUAGCCAAAACAAGGCAAUGAGUUCCUGCUUCUACUGGAAGUAAAAGGUACUGUCACUUUCUGAGGAAAUGAAUCAAAUAUUUAUUCACACACUGUUCAGUAUAGGUUAUUCUCCUUUAUCUCCUCCCAAAACGGUGGUCUACCAAACUGUACGUAAAUCGGUUUUUCUAUUUACAUAACUAUUAGACAGUGUAUCUGAUCGCCAUAUGACAACCUGUGUUGUACUUUUCAGUUACUGUUUCUGUCAUCUAAGAAACCUUGUAUCUUUACCAAACAAACUCAAGUUUGUUCCUGGGUACCCACUUUAUUCAGAGCAGAAGGCUAACUUUCUCCUAAUGUCUGAAGAGUGUUCAAAGUAGACUCUACAGCUUGGGAACUCCUAACCUACAAUCAUCCACCAUCCCACAAAGUCAUUACACUCAAAAUGGAUACUAGCCAUAGCUAUAGUUUUUCUGAAAAGAACUUACAAUAAAAAUAGCCCUGGAAUAGCUAACAGUACUAUAUCGAACACUAAAAAUUUGCUAAGAGGGUAGAUACUAUAUUAAAUGUUCUUACCACAAAUAAAUCUUAAAGAAGGAGGGAGGAGACUUGGGGAGGUGAUGGAUAUGGUUAUAGCUUUGACGGUGAUCCGGUAUACGCUUAACCCCAAACUCAUUGAUUCGUAUAUAUUAAAUAAGUACAGCCUUUUACAUAUCAAUCAUACUUCAAUAAAGUGGCUUUUUAACAAAAAGACCCAGGUCUGGAACAAAGUAGCCUCCCUGUCCCCACCACGAUUACUGAAUUGAGUAGAAUCCAAGAUACUGGAGUUUUUUGAUUUUGUGUUUUAAGAAGGCUCAGAUACCAAAGUUAAGUAAAACAGAUUGAGGGAUAAAAGUGAUAGAAGCAAAAAUUAAAGAGAUUUUUCCCCCCUCCAAACCGCCAGAGUUGGUUUUAAGAAUUUUCCAGUGAUCUUUAUGCUGCUUCCAACUUUAAAAGGUCUGUUUUAUUCUUCUCAUUCCUUUGCCCUAUCUUAAAUGCUCCUUUUUUCUUUAAAGUGGCUUCAUUUAGGGGCACCUAAGUGGCUCAAUUGGUUAAGCAUCCGAUUCUUGGUUUCGGCUCAGGUCGUGAUCUCACAGCUUUGUAGUUCAAGCCCCGCAUCGG
Molecule: messenger RNA, 1739 nt
Organism: Prionailurus viverrinus (fishing cat)
Lineage: Eukaryota; Metazoa; Chordata; Mammalia; Carnivora; Felidae
Gene: GATC
Product: glutamyl-tRNA amidotransferase subunit C
Exons: 4
Coding region: 49-459 (136 amino acids)
Biological process (GO): glutaminyl-tRNAGln biosynthesis via transamidation; mitochondrial translation; regulation of translational fidelity
Cellular component (GO): glutamyl-tRNA(Gln) amidotransferase complex; mitochondrion
Molecular function (GO): glutaminyl-tRNA synthase (glutamine-hydrolyzing) activity
Source: RefSeq, a predicted model, not a curated record